AUGGCUUCGCUACCUCUAUCUUCCAUUCCUCUCCUUUUCCUGCUUCUAAUUCCCUCUAUAACUGCAGACCCAGAUGCAUUGCAGGAUUUCUGCGUAGCAGACACCAAAUCCUCCACAACUUUCUUCAAUGGCUUGCCUUGCCUGAAUCCCAGUGAGGUCACCGGAAAACAUUUCACAACAUCUGUUCUGAACAAGCCGGCAAAUACUUCAGGCAACCCAUUUCUGUAUGGUGUGACAAUCACAAGCCCACAGGCAUUGCCGGGAAUCAAUACUAUGGGAAUUGCACUAGCUCGUGUAGAUGUGGAAAAGGGUGGUCAGGUGCCUCCUCACACACACCCAAGGGCCGAUGAAUAUGUUUACAUUAUGGAAGGAACAUUUAAUGGGGGAUUUGUGGAUAGCAACAACAAUUAUUAUUCUCAGACUGUGAAGGCUGGCGAUGUGUUUGUGUUUCCCAGGGGGACAAUUCACUUCCUUCAAAACAUUCAUGACGGUCAUGGAUAUAUGUUGGCUGGAUUUAACAGUCAGAAUCCAGGGCUGGCUGUUACUUCAUUGCAAACAUUUGCUUCCAAUCCGGCCGUUCCUCCCCACAUUCUUGCCCAGGCGUUUCAGAUUAGUGAGAAGGAUGUGCGUAAGAUUAGAAAGAAACUUGGGGGCAGUGGAGGCUAUGGUAAGUGA
This is a messenger RNA of Cryptomeria japonica (Japanese cedar), 675 nucleotides long. Its product is annotated as germin-like protein subfamily 1 member 1. The record is from RefSeq and is a predicted model, not a curated record. The transcript has a single exon. NCBI's taxonomy places the organism in Eukaryota, Viridiplantae, Streptophyta, Pinopsida, Cupressales, Cupressaceae. Bases 1 to 675 code for a protein of 224 amino acids. Gene Ontology annotation, molecular function: manganese ion binding. Gene Ontology annotation, cellular component: cell wall.